Messenger RNA from Ictalurus punctatus (channel catfish), 863 nucleotides. It is a transcript of the gene c6h2orf76, whose product is annotated as chromosome 6 C2orf76 homolog. The transcript has 5 exons. The record is from RefSeq and is a predicted model, not a curated record. The coding region runs from base 6 to 383 and encodes 125 amino acids. NCBI's taxonomy places the organism in Eukaryota, Metazoa, Chordata, Actinopteri, Siluriformes, Ictaluridae.
CAGUCAUGUCAUCGGAAACUAUUCUCACUGUGCGCCUGGUUCGCUCUUUUGAACAUCGAAACUUCAAGCCAGUGGUGUUCCGAGGUGUGAAUGUAGAUCAGAAAGUCGAGGAGUUUAUUGCUUUUGUAAAGAAAGACGUUUCUACCAGAGCUGGUUUGCCCCCACCUUUUAAGAAACAUGACUAUGACACCAUGAAGAUAAUUCAUAAAGCACAUGGAGCAAAGACUAAUGAACUGGUGAUGAGUUUAGAGGAUGAUGAAAAGCUGAUUCUACAAAAUGGGCUCGAUUUACGAGCAUGUGGUAUAGCCAAUGAAACAGAGCUGGCCUUCUUCAAGAUGAGUGACUAUGAAAAGUAUAAGGCCAAUCCCCAGACUGUGUGGUGAGACCCAGUAAAGUGGCAUGUGUAAGGGAAUUCUGAUGUGUUUUUAUUUAGGGGAAGCAGUGCAACAUCCAGAACGGCUUCACAUCUACCUGCGCUUACAUUUUUCCAGGAUCAGCCGGACCAAAAAUGGUGUUUUAAUUUCACUCCAGUUUCUUCAAGCCAGUUUAAAAAGUUCACUUUGUCAGCAGACUUUAUUUUCAGACAGACAUAAUUUAAGGUUCCAUAAGUUUAAUAGACAGACAUGAUUUAAGGUUCUAUAACAAAUUUAAUAGAGGAGAGUUUUUUUGUAUAGCUUUCACAAUUUCACAGAAAUGUAUACAUUGACAAGUACAUUAACAGUAUUUACCAGUAUAAAAAAAUGAUGGGGUUACAUGCAUUAUAAUGUUUCAAGUUUUAAUACCACCUGUUUUCUUUUAAUUUCUUAUGACAGUGGUGCAUAUGACUGAAAUUGUGUUUAUUAAAUGAAUCUCAUUAAAACUAA